AUGGAAGAGAUCAGGUAUCCGAAGAACUUAGUCCUGUCUCGGGAUAAUAUGCAUGCCAUUUUCGAUGCCCUUCGGGCUGGGCGUUCGGUGCCUGAGGUUGCUGCAGAGGUGGCUCAAGUUGCUUCUUCCAAGAAAGUUAGCCGACCUCCUGCCAAGGCUUCCUCUCGAGAUCCUAAGCCGAGCUCUCGCGGCACCAAAUCAUCUCGGCUAUCCAGUCGUGGCAAGUCGGCCUUGACUAUUAAGCCUAUUGAAGAGCCUAAGUCCGCUCAAGCUUCUUCAGAGGGUGUGAGGGAAAUUUCUCUGGCCAUCGUGGAGCAGACCGAGGUCGUUGAACAAGCGCAGUUGGGUCUUGCUCAUUCUUCUGAAGAGGUGUCAGGGGGAAAAUUUAGGUCCCCCAUUACUGAAGAUAAGGAGGCUUCUGGGAAGGGGAAAGAGAUCAUUCUUAUAGAGGACAAAGUCCCAGAGGUCCCUAUCACAGAUGUCUCUGCCCCUGCGGAGACCGGGUCUGGGUCUGGAGGCAUCAUAGAGAAGACUGGGGACAAGCGUCCAGCCCCUCCUGAGAUGUCUGCCCCGCCUCCUGCUCGGAAGAAAUCCAGGGCUGCCAAAGGAUCUUCUCCAGCCCUUCCUUCUAUUGGGAAGGAGAAGAAUGUUCCUAUUGUACCUCUGUUGUCUUCUCCUGACAACGACACUCUGAAUGCGGCGAAUAUCACCUCUCAAUCUCCGGCCAGUGCUGUCGCCGAACUUCUUAGGAAACAAAUGUUCGGUGGAACCACAGAGGCCUCGGAUCCACGUCUACUUGCCCUUACUGGUCUUUUAGCCAGUUCUACCAAGGAACAAGCAUCCUUCCGAUCUCGAUCUCGUGAAGAGCUUGGGAAUACAAUCAGGGAGAUGCUUCUGAUGGUGACGGGCCUCUUUAUGGAGGUGGACGCUCGGGACCACUCUCUCCGGGAGUCUGUGGAUCGCCGGAUUGAAGAAGCGCGCUUGGAGGAGAAUAUAUCUGCCACCAGCGAUGCCAGAGGCAAUCUCUUAGCUGCCCGAGAGCAUACCCAAUCCCUCCAGGCGGAGUUGCAUUCUGCGUUGGAGGCCCUUAAAAGAGCUGAAGGAAGGGCAACUGAGACAGAGGAGCACACCAAGUCCCUGGAAGUAGAGUUAUCUCGUACUCGCAGGGUUCUCAAGGAGUCUGAUGAGAGGGUGGCUGCCGUGGAAGUUCGUUGUGAAGGAGUUUUAAAGCAGCUGUCCUCUAUGACGGAGGCUCUUCGGGAAAGAGACGAGGCUAUGAGUCAAAGAAAUGAGGUCCAGCGCCAAUAUGAAGCCUUAAAGGCUGAUUCUGAAGGACUUCAGGUUCACCUGAAUGAGGUGAAUGUUCAGAAAGAGAAAGCCCUAGCUCGGGUGGAAGUCCUUGAGCAGGAGCUGAGCACGAGUUCUGAACGUAUCAGAGACCUGGCUUCAUCGGCGGAGGAAUUCCAACUUCGCCAUCAACAGCUUAACCAUGAAGUCAGGACUUUGGAACGUAAAUGUUCAGCCCUGCUCGAGGUAGUGAAACACGCUGAAAGCAAAGUCCAGCUAGAACGCGAGAAAUGUCUAGCGGAGUAUCAGGAGUCGGAGGAGCUGAAAAGAAAGAUUGAGCAGGCCUGUGAAGCUUACCUUCAAGACUACAAGGAUUCCCCUGAGUUGAAGGCAUUUAUAGCUGAGGCCUGUGAAUCACAUCUUGAUGAAUAUAAAGCCUCUGCAGACAUGAAAGCUGCUGUUCUUCAGAAAGCCUUCCGUAUGUACGUAACCGGCUACAAUCGCGGCAUAAGGGAAGCUAGACAUGCUCCUGAUACUCCUCUGGAAAAGCUUCGUAUGGCCGAAGUGGACUCUGAUGGCGAGCCGGUGUUAUAUGGGGAAGAUGAUUUCCCUAUGCCUAGAGGUGAUUGUCGCGUUGUAGGCUCGUCAGCUGUGUCUUCUGAAGAAGAAUCCGAGCCGGAUGGGGAGGACAUGGAAGUCCCUGAAUCUGAAGAAGGCGACCCCGAUUCUGAAGGGGAAGACCUUAACCCAGGGUUGGAGAUUGCCCCGGUUGUUGAUAUUGAGAAAUCUGACCCAAAGGAUACCGGGCUUCCUUCAGAUAUGAUUGUAAAUAAAAAUAGUGUAGGCGAGGAUGUUCUUAAAAAUGUAAGUCCCUUAAGGACUAUUUUCCCUUCAACCUCGUCAGAUAAAUAGAUUGUAAUAGCCAUUUCUCUCAAUGGAAUUUUAAUUUCUUUUUACUUGAAUUACUUAUUGUUUUUCAUAUAUCUUGGAAUUUAUCUCUUCUUUUCGUAAUUGUAAUACUUACACUGUAUAAGCUUUUUCCGAACUGAACUAGCCUUUAGUUAUGAGCUCGGUUCUCAGCUAAUUGUCUGAGCUUAUGAGAAGUCCGAUCACAUACCUUUUAAUGGUACUUAGCUGGGCUUCCUUUUUAGUUCUGACUUGUCAGGAAAUGAAGCUGAGGUCCUUUCUUCCCAAGUUGCCCCUUUGCCUCCUCAACCUUUCAUUACAUGAGUGUUGAGGGGGUAAAUCCUUAAACUCUGUAUAUGUUUGUGUGGGCUUAUUUUAAAUAAUUUUUUCCUUUUUCCUUGGUUAUGAGCUCGGAUGUCUAUUUAUGGCGAACUGACUCGAGUUAUGAGCACAGUCCUUCAGCUUUUUUUUUUUUUUUUUUAUCCGAGCUGAGAGCUCGGCUCUUCACUCUUCACUUAGGCUUUUACACCUAUGGCCUGUGAUGCUUCUCAUACCCCUGGGUGUCUUCCAGGCUAUUUGCUGUCUAGACCUCUUUGUAAGCUGAGCCAGCUUAGCGUCAGCGAUCACUUUUUAAGUUCAGUGCCUUUUGGCUAUAGUGCUCCGAGCUCCUUCGGGAGAUCGGAGUUUGGCCUUUCUUUGAUGCCUUUGGACUCAUCUUUUUGUGAGGUCGGAACUGUAUUUUUAUGAAUUGUCCCUGCAUAUGAUAUGGGGAAUUUUUGCUUAAGGAUGGCCUUAAGGCCUUCAUCAGCUGUUUUUGCUUUGUUUUCCCGGGAGUUCUUAGGGGAUCCCGGUCUUCUUUUAUUUUUCCGGGAUGGCCUCGGGGCCUCGCC
Messenger RNA from Manihot esculenta (cassava), 3083 nucleotides. Its product is annotated as STE20-like serine/threonine-protein kinase. The coding region runs from base 1 to 2199 and encodes 732 amino acids. The transcript has 2 exons. The record is from RefSeq and is a predicted model, not a curated record. Lineage: Eukaryota; Viridiplantae; Streptophyta; Magnoliopsida; Malpighiales; Euphorbiaceae.